AUGGCAUCAUCCUCCACAGCUCCGGCGCACGUCGCCCCCAAAGACCUCACCAAGCUGCUCACCACCAUCCACAAAUCCGUCUCCACACUCGGCGACUCCGUCCGCGCCUUCGAGAAGGAUGUCUCCCAAACGGCAUCCGGCGAUCCCACCGAGAAUCCAUUCGCGUAUCCCGACGGCAUCUCACUCCUCACCGUCAAGAACGAAGCGAUGCUAGACUACCUUCACCACAUCGUCGCCCUCUCCAUCGCAAAGAUCUCGGGUCGCUCCCUCGCCAAGGCCUCGAGCGCAUCGCAACCAGGCGCGAGUGCAUCCACAGAUCUCGUCCAGAACAUGGUCAAGCUGCGUCUCAUGCUCGAGAAGCUUCGCCCGCUCGAGAACCGUCUCAAGUAUCAAAUGGACAAGCUACUCCGCGCAGCCGCCGACGCCGACAAGGGGGUCAUGCUCGGUCGUGCCGCGCCCGCUUCCGAUGCCAACGCCAAAUCCAGAUCCAAGGGCCGUGCGGGCGACGACGACGACGACGAUGCCAGCGGCGACGAUCUCGCUUUCCGUCCCAACCCCUCCGCCUUUAUGCAAGACAAGGCUCGUGCCCUGUCCAAAUCCUCCAAGUCCAACGAUCACCGAUCCAGAUCCAAGCGCGAAUCAGACUCUGAAUCCGACUCGGAUGAUCAGGGUGGCAAGGCCGCCGUGUAUCGACCUCCCAAGCUGGUGCCCAUGUCGUACGAUCCCGACGCGCGCUCCAACAAGAAGGAUCCGCGCUUCGCCGACAAGCCUUCGUCCAUCACACGCAACUCGGCGCUUCUGUCCGACCUCACCGCCAGCAUGUCCGCGAACCCGUACGAGGCCUCCUCCGGCGGUGUCGGCGUCGGCGGCCGCGGUCGCCUCGCCUCCAACACUUCCGCACGCGCCAAAGCCCUCGCCAGAAUGGACGAGUUCGAGGAGGAAAACUUUACGCGUCUCGUCAUGUCCAAGAAGGACGCACGCAAGCGCAGGCGCGACGAAGCAGACGUCGCCCUCGGAGGCGCAGGUCUCAGCUCGGGCCGCGACGGCAGAAGGCGCAUCGGCGGCGGCAUGGAAGAAGAGUUUGGCGACCUCCUCCGAGGCGCAGGUCUCGACGGCCGCAACGGCAAAAAGGCCAAAAAGGCCCAGCAGGCCUACGACUCUCUCCGCGCCUCGAGCAAAGCUGGCUCCACCCUCCAGCGAUCCAAGUCCAGCUCCGCACCCUCGCCUGUCCCCAAGGGCGCAAAGUCCAACAAGUUCCGCAGCCAAGUCAACCGCCAAGCUCGCCGAUAG
Moesziomyces antarcticus is the source of this 1290-nucleotide messenger RNA. RefSeq lists its product as uncharacterized. Gene Ontology annotation, biological process: maturation of SSU-rRNA from tricistronic rRNA transcript (SSU-rRNA, 5.8S rRNA, LSU-rRNA). The record is from RefSeq and is a predicted model, not a curated record. The coding region runs from base 1 to 1290 and encodes 429 amino acids. Lineage: Eukaryota; Fungi; Basidiomycota; Ustilaginomycetes; Ustilaginales; Ustilaginaceae. The transcript has a single exon. Gene Ontology annotation, cellular component: nucleolus; small-subunit processome.